AUGAGACUCAGCAGAUACAGCACGAGGAGAGAAUACGGCAGCGAUGGAGCCCAGCUCUGGCAAGAUGAAGUGCUCUCCUCUGGCAGUCAGCAACAGCAGUUCCAUCGAGGUUCGGUAAGGGCCAUCCCUCCAGAAUGCGAUCCGGAUUUCAUCACAUUCAAAGAGGAAGAGAGUUGCAACGAUGCGAUCCGUCAAGACAACCUGACCCUCACCGGAUCCACACAAGCAGAAUGCGGCGUCUUCUGGGACCACUUCAACUGCUGGCCGCGGGCAAAGGUCGGGGAGACCGUCCCGCAGCCGUGUCCCCGAUUCCUGCGGGUCAAAGGCAGCGUGAUGAGGAACUGCACAGAGCAAGGCUGGACGGAACCAUUCCCACCAUAUGACACUGCCUGUGGACACCUACUCAAUGACAGUUUCUACAUCUCCUCAGAGAUGCUGGUGUCUCACGAGUACUUCCUCUUUGUGAAAGUCAUGUACACUGUGGGCUACACCGUGUCUCUCAUCUCCCUGACCAUCGCUAUCAUCAUGCUGUGUUUGUUCAGGAAACUUCACUGCACGAGGAACUAUAUUCACAUCCAGCUUUUCGUGUCCUUCAUCCUCAGAGCGAUCUUCAUCUUCAUCAGAGACUCUGCGUUGCAACCAUCAGAAGACUACUAUUUCUGUGACUCCCAUCCGCCUGGCUGCAAGGUGGCCCUCAUGUUCUCCAACUACUGCAUCCUGGCCAACUACAGCUGGCUGCUGGUGGAGGGCCACUACCUGCACAGCCUGAUCAACAUCUCAAUCUACUCCCAGAAGAAAUGUCUCCACUGGUACAUCCUGCUUGGCUGGGGUAUUCCCAUGGUCAUCAUAACAGCUUGGAGUGUGGCCAAAUACCUCUAUGAGGACGAGGGGUGCUGGGAGACAAGAAGCCAUAGCUGGAUCUGGUGGAUCCUAAGGGUUCCUGUCAUCCUCUUUAUUAUUGUAAACGUGUUGUUUUUCAUAUGCAUCAUAAGGACACUGGUUGGCAAGCUCAGGACACCAGAUAUGCACGGACAUGAAUUCACGCAGUGCAAGAAACUAGCCAAGUCUACCUUUCUCCUAGUGUCACUCUUUGGCAUUCAGUAUAUCCUGUUUGCAUUCUUCCCUGACAAAGUCAGUGUCCUGACCUUCAAAAUCUGGAAUUUUAUUGAGUUGGCCUUGGCCUCCACACAGGGCUUCAUUGUGGCUGUACUUUAUUGUUUCUUAAACGGGGAGGUGCAGAACGAGGUCCAGAGGCGUUGGCGGAAGUGGCGGCUGAGUCAGAGUCUCCAUGGCGACCCUAAAACCCACCACAGCUCUCUGAGUCACAGCGGUCUCCCCCCCACACAGAUCUCCCUGCUACCACGCGCCCCCACCGUCCACAACUCCAGUUUGGCCUGA
Chanos chanos (milkfish) is the source of this 1398-nucleotide messenger RNA. It is a transcript of the gene sctr, whose product is annotated as secretin receptor. Gene Ontology annotation, molecular function: peptide hormone binding; G protein-coupled peptide receptor activity; secretin receptor activity. Bases 1 to 1398 code for a protein of 465 amino acids. The transcript is spliced from 13 exons. Gene Ontology annotation, biological process: cell surface receptor signaling pathway; adenylate cyclase-modulating G protein-coupled receptor signaling pathway. The record is from RefSeq and is a predicted model, not a curated record. NCBI's taxonomy places the organism in Eukaryota, Metazoa, Chordata, Actinopteri, Gonorynchiformes, Chanidae. Gene Ontology annotation, cellular component: plasma membrane.